GGCAUGUGGGUGCUGACCCUUCAGCUGCUGUGCAUCAGAACUGCAGUGGUGGCAGAGGUGAAUGAUACUCAGAUGAAUCAGUUAUCCUACUUAUAUGAUGUGGAACCGUUCACACCUUUAUGGUUUGUCCUUACAUCCAUUACGCUAUUCAACCUAUGUGCUACAACGCUUCUGACAGCUAUGAGGGGACAAACGUGCUUAUUUUUAACGCAUUUGUUCUACAUAGACCUCCUCAUGGGCAUCAGUGGCAUCGUAGCCGACUUAAUAACUCAGAAAACGGCAAUGUGGAGUGGAAGCCCGGCAGCGUGCAAAGCACUGCGGAGUUUUCAGGGUCUUCUGACAUAUGCUUCGGUAUACGUCAUCGCUUGCAUGAUGAUUGAUCGAGGACAUCGGUCUUUCUGCAGGAGCUUGAAUAGGACCCGAUACUUGGUGACGGCCUGGGCAUUCAGCGUAGUUUUUUCUCUACCCAUUCCAUUUAUUUACGGAGAAAGGACAGUACAAGGUCGGCAGCAAUGUGCGGUAGAGUUCUCAUCGCAAUGGAUGUGGCAGUUCUACACGACGUUGAUGUUUAUAUUGCUUUUCGCUCUGCCAGUUGUAAUCAUGUUUGCAUGCUAUGUUAUAACCCGGAGGGCCAACAGCAUGGUGACAUCAUUUAUCGACCGCCAUGAAGAAAGGUCUCGUAAUAGAGCAGAGGAAUAUACCUCGAACAUCUCGAGAGUUAACUCCAGAGAUCCCGUCCCAGGAGAAACAAUUAGAACUGAAGAAAUGCCCUUGAUUCUAGUUGGUGCAUUUGUGAUCUGCUAGGGUCCGUACAUGAUGUUCAGCCUCCUCCAUGUGUAUGGGCUAGUACCCCCAACGGAAACCAACGCUAAAAUCGCGACAUUCCUACAGAAGUUAACCACGUUGAAUUCAGCUGCGGGUCUGCUCAUAUACCCUGUACGUUGGGUUAGGACAUUAUGGUAAGCACUUCCAGAAAGUAACUUUUACUAUCGUUAUACUCUAUCACUGUCUUUCAAUGGAUGUUUGCUCUACCAUAAAAACUGCUCUUAGUUUCUUGCUUCCUGUGACCUCGACUUCUGCUCACUGUUGGCUGUAU
Molecule: messenger RNA, 1096 nt
Organism: Acanthoscelides obtectus
Lineage: Eukaryota; Metazoa; Arthropoda; Insecta; Coleoptera; Chrysomelidae
Source: the annotation of a GenBank genome assembly